This is a messenger RNA of Spirometra erinaceieuropaei, 772 nucleotides long. NCBI's taxonomy places the organism in Eukaryota, Metazoa, Platyhelminthes, Cestoda, Diphyllobothriidea, Diphyllobothriidae. The record is from the annotation of a GenBank genome assembly.
AUGGAGUUCAGAUGUCUCGAGAAUUCACCAAUUCUGUACCACCUGAUAAUGGAAGAUGUGCCACCAACAUACCGCUCCCACAGCAGGACUUCCAGUCGUUGUAACGCUGCGUCAACAAUCAAGCUGGAUAACAGCGACCCCAUCGGUAUACCUUCGGCUUGUUCGUACACAGCUCCAGUAAAGGUAAGGGUCUUCAAACAUGUAUAUCUAUGCAGAAUAGCAUUACCAACAAAGACAAUGGAGACUGGAAUGGCCAUUUCUGGCUUAUUAACCGUCAUCGGCCAGCUAUACCCAACCCAGAAAUGUAAAACGGCUGAGGCUCGGUCGCGCGACCUGUUAUCCUUUGUACAUUCCCGAUCGCAACCGACAGGACAACGAGCUCGUGGCUCAGUGGUUAGAGGCGAUGGAAUUCCUACCAGCAGGUCGCGGGACCGACCCCCCCCCUCUGUUCCAAACUUCGGGGUUGGGUGUGACUGGCUGACUACAUCUUAUAAGUCAGAAAUGACAAUUCUAGUCUCCCUUGUCUUUGUCCGUAAUUCCAUUCUUCCCAUAUAUAUAUAUAUAUAUAUAUAUAUAUAUAUAUCCCCCUCAUUAUUUAAAAAAAGACGAAUUAAGGGAGGCGAUUUCAUGAACCAUUGUAUUGGCGCUGAUGUUUCGGAAACAUCUUCGUUUCCAUCAUCAGAGUGGUGGUAUGUCUGGUCCUGCUAGCAUAGAGUUGUUCUGUCUCGCCGCUUGUCUUUUGUUAUAGACAUACCUGACGCACGAACUCUGA